This is a messenger RNA of Petromyzon marinus (sea lamprey), 1142 nucleotides long. RefSeq names its product transmembrane protein 127 (gene TMEM127). The record is from RefSeq and is a predicted model, not a curated record. Gene Ontology annotation, cellular component: membrane. Gene Ontology annotation, biological process: negative regulation of cell population proliferation; negative regulation of TOR signaling. NCBI's taxonomy places the organism in Eukaryota, Metazoa, Chordata, Hyperoartia, Petromyzontiformes, Petromyzontidae.
CAGCCACAACUACAGCCACAACAACAGCUACUACAGUCACAGCUACAGCCACAACCACCGCCACCACCUCAGCCACCACAUCAACAACAACCUCCUCUUCGUACCCAACAACAACAACAACCAAGAUUUGUUGUUUUAAAUCUUCUAUGGAUUGACAAACUCGUGCGAAAGAAGAUCCACAACAGACAAAACAACAACAACCGCCACCACCACCACCACCACCACCCUAACCCCUUCGCCACGAUGCCCGGGCUACUGCCCCACCCUGGCGGGACCGCCACCGCCACGCCGCCGCCGCCCCCACCGCUGUCCCACCGCUCCUCCUGCCCGCGCACGAGGAGGUUGCGGAUCCCGCGGCGGUCCGAGAGGAGCGCCGCCUCUGCCGUGCUGGGGGCGCUGAGCGUGGUGACGCUCAGCACGGCGCUCGCUGAGCCCGCCUGGCUGCGGCUCCACGGAGGAGCCUGCCCCAGGGCCUCGCUGGGGCUCACGGACGCGCUGGGACACGUGGACAGUGCGCUCUCCGCGUGUCUGAGUCCUCAGAUCUCCCUGCUGCUGAGGGUGGUCGCCGCCUUCCUGCUGCUGGGCGUCGCCUGCAGUCUGGGCGCGUUCCUCCUGGACGUGCUGGGAUCGACGCAGCCGGCGCUCCGACUCACGCGCAGAUACGCCUUCCUGCACAUCCUCACCGUGCUUCACUGUGCCACUGCUGUGGGCUUCUCCUACUGGGCCUCCGAGUUGCUCUUUGACCUCCAGCUCAGCCACAAACUCCACCACGGGAGCCAGGUGUGGGUGAGGUUCGACAUUAGCUUCUACCUCCUGGCCGGCGCCGGCGCCGCGUCGAUCGUGGCCACGGCCGUCAACCUCCUCCGUUCGUACCCCAGCCCCGAGGAGGAGCAGGCGCUGCAGCUGCUGCAGCACAUGGAGGAAGCACAGCCCACGGACUUCGUGACGGGGCCGGCGGGAGACGGAGUGGCCGGGCUCACGGUGACCAGGCCACCGCCACCCGCCUACAGCCCCUAGUGGAGAGACGCACGGAGAGAGACGCACGGAGAGAGAGACGCACGGAGAGAGACGCACGGAGAGAGACACAGAGACACACGGAGAGAGACACAGAGAGACACACGGAGAGAGACACAGAGACGCAC